ACCUGCACCGUCCUCCGUACAGAGGCAGCGCAGCGCUGCAGUGUGUGCAGGACAUUGUCUUCUCAGUGCGGCUGUGUCGGGACAUCUCUGCGGCCUCAGCAGCCAGGGCCAGCCCGGAUCUCUGCAGCACUCCCGGGUGAACACUUGCCUGCAUUCAUUCUGCUGCCUGGCACCGAGGCACCAUCCAUGUACUGUCAGUGUGGAUAGUGGCUUAUUUACUGUGCACCAUCUGACGGGAGGACACAUCUGACUGGCACCAUGAGCAGCACUGUGUUUCAGCAGCAGGCUGUCCACAGCCCUCUGGAGCAGCAGAAGCAGAAGCAAAAGCAGGGAGGAGGGGGACCUAUCGCCUGUCAGAACUGCGGGAAGCCCUGCAAAGGAGAGGCGCUCCGGGUCCAGAACAAACACUUCCACAUCAAGUGCUUCGCCUGUAAAGUUUGUGGUUGUGAACUGGCCCAGGGAGGCUUCUUCGUGCGGCAGGGCGAGUACAUCUGUACUCUGGACUACCAGCGGCUGUACGGGACUCGCUGCUUCAGCUGCCAGGACUUCAUCGAGGGGGAGGUGGUAUCCGCCCUGGGCAAGACCUACCACCCCCGCUGCUUCGUCUGUGCCUCCUGCAAACAGCCGUUCCCAGCCGGCGACCGAGUGACAUUUAACGGGAAGGAGUGUAUCUGCCAAAACUGUACCCAGCCUCUCCCUGCCAACAGCCCUGCACCCAUACAGGCUGUCCACAACUGCUGCGGCUGUGGGAAGGAGUUUAAAAAUGAACAGUCUCUUGUAGCGCUGGACAAGCACUGGCACCUGGGCUGCUUCAAGUGUAAAGUCUGCAACAAGGUGCUCAAUGCCGAGUACAUCAGCAAGGAUGGAAUCCCCUUCUGCGAGAUGGACUACCACGCCAUGUUUGGCAUCCAGUGUGAGAGCUGCAAGAAGUACAUCACCGGAAAAGUCCUGGAGGCUGGAGAGAAGCACUACCACCCCACAUGUGCCCGCUGUGCCCGCUGUGAGCAGAUGUUUGCCGAGGGAGAAGAAAUGUACCUGCAAGGAUCUUCUAUCUGGCAUCCUCCAUGCAGACAAGCAGCCAAGCAGGAGGAGAAGAGCAAGAAGCAGGUCCGGAUACAGCUCAAUGACGUCCCUGAGCAACAGUUGACCCGGACUUCAUCGGAGAGCAUCACUUCGGUCCCAGCAUCCAGCGCCUCGGGCUCUCCCAGCAGAGUCAUCUAUGCCAAACUAGGAGAGGAGACGCUGGACUACAAGGACCUGGCAGCCCUUCCAAAGACCAAGGCCAUCUAUAACAUAGACAGGCCUGACAUGCUGUCCUACUCUCCGUACGUCAGCUACCCGUCUGAGGAGAGGCACUACGGAGAGUCCCCCCAGCUGCUUUCUCCUACUCCUACUGAGGGCGACGGGCAGAAGUCACCCCGUCAGCGGAGACCCUCCAGCCCCAGCUCCAACAGCUCCCUGGGGGGUUACGGACGUUACACCCCGUCCCGUUCCCCCCAGAAUUACAGCCGACCAGGGCCAGAGGUAUACCUUGGCAGUAAACACAGCAGCCAAGGCCGUGACUCCAGUUCUCUCCUUUUGCCUCCAACCCUCAUGGGUGCCAUUAAGUACCCCUCCACCUGGGCCAGGGACUCAUCUUCCCUCCCUGUGUACGAUUCUGGUGGGGCUGAAGGGAGCGGUGGUGGUGUUAGUGGCAAGUACUCACCCUCACCAGCAGGUGGCAGUGCAGGCUUGUCUUUUCACCUAAACCCCACCACCCUUGCCAUGCUGCAGCAGCAUAACUACGUCCCUUACUUCAGAGGUAGUGAAAGUGGUCGGAGUACCCCCAGCUUAUCCACCUAUUCUGACGGCAAAUCCCCCUCCUCUACUUCUACAUACAUGGCUGCUCCUCGGCAUUUCCACAUACCAGAGACUAUGGUCAAAGAUAAUAUCUAUAGAAAACCCCCCAUCUACAAACAGCAUGCUUCUAGAACAUCCUGGCAGGAUGGGGAGGAUAGUAAGAGGACCAGUUGGAUGAUGUUAAAGAGUGAAAUAGAUGGACAGAUGGGUCCAGAAGACCUGGAUCCCCGCAAGUCUACCUGCAGUCUGCCCACUGACACCUCCCAGCCUAAUUUCCCCUACAGUAAGUCUGCAUCCUUACCUGGAUACGGACGGAACGGCAUCCACAAGGCUGCUGAGAUGGUGGAGGAUGAAGUGGACCCGGACUCCCAGAGCUGGGGAGGCAUGAGAGAAUACAAGAUCUACCCGUAUGAAAUUCUGGCAGUGACGCAUAGAGUGAAAGUGAAGCUUCCCAGAGAUGUAGAUCGCACCAGACUGGAGAGACACCUUUCUCCUGAGGACUUCCAGCGGGUUUUCGGCAUGACCCUGGAGCAGUUUGACCGCCUGGCCCUAUGGAAGAAGAACGACAUGAAGAAGAAGGCGCGCCUUUUUUAGACAGAAAAAAAAUCAACAUCUCAACAAGCAACCGCCCUGUCUGGGAGGAAACGGAAAAGAAAACCAUCCCCUGUGAAAUAUCUAUAUAUGCAUCGCCAUGAUACCCUUACUUUCCACCUGUAAAACGGCAUCUGCCACGGAGAGGCGCUCCCUGCCGGAACAUUUUCACCAUGUUGAGGCAGCAUCUAUAGCUUUUUGUAUGCGAUGUGGUGCGUAUGUUUGACUGACAACUUUACAGAAGAGGACGAGGAGCUGCGUUUGCAUGGCCUGUGUUGAUGCUCCUCGCUUCCCAUGUGGUUUCUGCAU
This is a messenger RNA of Micropterus dolomieu (smallmouth bass), 2739 nucleotides long. It is a transcript of the gene ablim2, whose product is annotated as actin binding LIM protein family, member 2. The transcript has 23 exons. Gene Ontology annotation, cellular component: actin cytoskeleton. Gene Ontology annotation, biological process: lamellipodium assembly; cytoskeleton organization. Bases 259 to 2433 code for a protein of 724 amino acids. NCBI's taxonomy places the organism in Eukaryota, Metazoa, Chordata, Actinopteri, Centrarchiformes, Centrarchidae. The record is from RefSeq and is a predicted model, not a curated record. Gene Ontology annotation, molecular function: actin filament binding.